GCCGGGCGCGGUGGGGAGCGCGAUGCCGGGUGCCCGCGGGAUGCCCCCGGCUCCGGGCUGCUGCCCCGCCUGGCUGCUGCUGGCCGGGCUGCUCCUGGCCCCGGGCCGGGCCGCCCCCUGCCCCGGGCCGUGCAGGUGUUACGGGGCCACCUCGCUCCAGUGCCUGGAGCCCAACCGCGUCCGCGGGCUGAGCCAGCUGCUGGGGACGGAGAACUUCACCGAAGUCAUCAUCGAGAACCAGAAGGACGUGACGAGCUUGACUCAGGCCGACACCAAGGCCCUGCGGGAGCUGAAGAACCUCACCAUCGCCGCCUCCGGGCUGCAGUUCAUCGCCACCGACGCUUUCCGCACCAACCCCAAGCUGACCCAUUUCAGGAACCUCUCCUCCAACUACCUGCAGUCGCUCUCCUGGCGGACGUUCCACCACCUGGCCCUGCAGGAACUGGUCCUCGUGGGGAACCCCUUCCUGUGCUCGUGUGGGAUCCGCUGGCUGCAGCUGUGGCAGGGGAGCGGCCGGGCCGACUUGGGGAACCAGUCCCUGAGCUGCUGGCUGGAGAGAAAGGAAAUCCCCCUGGAGGAGCUACCCAUCGAGGGCUGCGACCCGCCAGAGAUCUGGAUCGAGUACCAGGACGUGCCGGUGCUGCAGGGCGAGAGCGUGAACCUAACGUGCCACUUCACGGGCGAGCCGCGGGCACACGGGCGCUGGAUCGUACCCGACGUGGGUCCCGAGCCCUCCGUCAUCACCAAGAGGUCGGACUCGGAAAUCACCCUGCAGAUCUUCAACAUCUCCUCCGGCUUUAACCGAAAAAACGUCACCUGCUGGGCUGAGAACGAGGCAGGCCCCAGCGAGGAAGCGGUGCAGCUGAAUGUCACUUUCCCCGCCGUGAUCCUGGACCUGCAGGAAGCCAUUCCCCAGCACUACUGGUGCAUCCCCUUCUCGGUGGACGGCAACCCGCCCCCGGCCCUCCGGUGGCUGUUCAACGGCUCCGCCCUGGUGGAAGGGCCGUACAUCCACACCAAGAUCGUGGAGUACGAGCACAACUCCACCGUGGUGCACGGCUGCCUGCAGCUCAACCGGCCCACGCACGUCAACAACGGGAACUACACCCUGCUGGCCCACAACCCGCUGGGCGCCGACGCCCGCACCGUCCCGGGACGCUUCAUGGACAACCCCUUCAGCUUCAACCCCGAGGAGCCGAUUGUUGUGUCCCUGCCUCCCGUGGGCAAGGGGAACAGCACGCUGGAUGGGCCGGUGGAAACGUCAGAGGAGCACACGUUUGGGGUCUCCGUGGCGGUGGCGCUGGCUGUCUUCGCAUGCCUCUUCCUCUCCAUCAUGCUGAUCGUGCUCAACAAAUGCGGACGGCAUUCCAAGUUCGGGAUUAACCGGGCGGCCGUGCUGGCCCAGGACGACGACCUGGCCAUGUCCUUGCACUUCAUGAACCUGGGCAGCAGCCCCCAGUCCUCGGCCGAGAGCAAACUGGAGGGGCUGAAAACCAACUUCAUUGAGAACCCGCAGUACUUCUGCGACUCGUGCGUCCACCACAUCAAGCGGAGGGACAUCGUGCUGAAGUGGGAGCUGGGGGAAGGGGCCUUUGGGAAGGUCUUCCUGGCCGAGUGCUACAAUCUCAUCCCCGAGCAGGAGAAGAUGCUUGUGGCCGUCAAGGCCCUGAAGGAGGCGACGGAGAGUGCCCGGCUGGAUUUCCAGCGGGAAGCGGAGCUGCUGACGGUGCUGCAGCACGAGCACAUCGUCCGGUUCUAUGGGGUGUGCACGGACGGCGAGCCCCUCGUCAUGGUCUUCGAGUACAUGAAGCACGGAGACCUCAACCGAUUCCUCAGGUCCCACGGGCCAGAUGCCAAGAUCCUGGAUAACGGGAACAGCCAGUCGUUCGGGCAGCUGACCCUGAGCCAGAUGUUGCAGAUCGCCACCCAGAUCGCCUCGGGCAUGGUCUACCUGGCCUCGCUCCACUUCGUCCACCGCGACCUGGCCACGCGCAACUGCCUGGUGGGCCGCAGCCUGGUGGUGAAGAUCGGGGACUUCGGCAUGUCCCGGGACAUCUACAGCACAGACUACUACCGGGUGGGCGGACGCACCAUGUUGCCCAUCCGCUGGAUGCCCCCGGAGAGCAUCCUCUACAGGAAGUUCACCGCCGAAAGCGACAUCUGGAGCUUUGGGGUGGUUCUCUGGGAGAUCUUCACCUAUGGGAAGCAGCCCUGGUACCAGCUGUCCAACACUGAGGCCAUCGAGUGCAUCACGCAGGGCCGGGAGCUGGAGCGGCCCCGAACCUGCCCCUCGGAGGUGUACGACAUCAUGCAGGGCUGCUGGCAGCGGGAACCCCAGCAGAGGCAGAACAUUAAGGAGAUUCACAGCCGGCUUCAGGCCCUGGUCAAGACCCCUCCCGUCUACCUGGACGUCCUGGGCUAAGGACGGGGAUGGAGACGGGGAAGGAAACCGGCUCUUCCUUCGGGACGACCCCACCGGGAUCCUCCUCCUACCUCCUCGCCUGCCCCUCGCCCCAUCGACGCAACGGCCAGGAUCCCACCCUCAUCCUGGGGACAGAGGUGAUGGGACCACAGAGAGGUUCCCCGUCUCUGGCCUCGGCGGGACUGUUCCCUCAGCCAGGGGCGUCGGGAUGGGACCGGGUUCCCCAAGACCCUGUCAACCUCACACGAAAGUCGCUCCCUUUGGCCUCUUUCCAGCCCUGGCUGGCGGCCCAGGCUGCUGCCCUUUGCCCCCUGAGAGCGGUGGCGGGAGGGCGCAUGCUGUCCUCAGUUCAGACUCAGCCUCUGGAAGCCUCCUCACCCACCAAAGACAGAUGGACAGACGGCUGCUAAAGGGCCAGAUGGAGGACACCCUCCGCCUCAGUGGGCGGGGGAUCCCUGCCCUGUGUCUCUUCCUACAGCAGACUCCACCCUGGCACUGCAACCCUCCUUCCGCCCCCUGCUAGGUGACACGGAUGCCUCCAUUACUAGCUACGUGCUGGCUGAAGGACUGAUGCCAGCCGUGUGUAUUUCAGGGGGAGGAUGCUUCGGGGAAGGCCAGCGCAGGCGUGGGGGGUGGGGGAGGACUGCCGUUGAAUGGUGUGAAUGUGUUUAACGCUAUUUAUCAUUAGACACGCUAGUUCUUUACUGUAGUGGCUUAUCUGGGGUGGGGAGAUUGGGCCAGGUCCUGGGGCUAGUUGAUCGUAAGUAACGGGCCGUUUGUCCGCCGCAGGGCUGGCUGUGAAAUCCCUUUGCAGCCUUCGGGCCUGGAACUUGUUUGUUGAGGCUGCAUGAACGACACCCACCUCUGAGCGUCCAGGGCAGCAUCCAGACGUCCACGCUGCAGUCCUGGGUUGUGAUUGCAGCUCGCUGUGAUCUAGCCGGCUCCGGGACAGAUAGCAGCGAAGCCGCAGCAGCACCGGCUUGAGCGUGGGCCGUACCGGCCUGCCCGGGACCCUGGGUGGUUACUCAGGGGGGCAGGCUCUUGCUGACGGCUGGGCUGUCCUGAUUUCACAGCUCUGGUACCCACACUAGCUAGAUUACCUGGCAUCCCAUGACUGCAGUGUGUAGCCACACCCCAAGUGUUAGACCCGCUGUUGCCUGGCCUGUGGGAGCAGAUCCUCCCCUGGUGUAAAUCUGCAUCGCUCCAGGCGAUGCUGAUUUGCACCAGCUGAGGAUCUGGCCCCAUGACUCUCGAGGCCUCAGGCCCUGCUUGGUGAUUGUGGACUGGGGCUAGGAAUUCCACCUGGUCAGCUGCUAAUGGGAGGAGCCGUCUGAGACGGAAAGGUGAGUCAGGGAGCUAGCGUGCGGCUGUCCAGGCAGUCACUAUGGUUCUCUGAAACCGAUGGGGCCUGAUUCUGUUCCCUCACCCCCAGGGAAUCUGGAGUGACUCCACUGAAGUUGCUGGGCCUGAUUCUCAUUUGCACCGAGGCCCUUUUUGCUGCUCUGGCAGCGUAAAGGGGCUUUACUUUGGCAUAAAUUAUUAUUCUGUAUUUGUAUUGUGAUAGCACCCAGGACCCCACUGUGCUAGACCACGGCUGAGAGGGCUUGUCUACACUUGAAAAUUAAUUCAGAUUAAGGCAGGGUGUGAAUUUAAAGUGCUGUCACAAUUCUGGAAUAACUCUGGGUGUAGACAAGCCCAUCACAGGUCCAUCCACUUUAUGGCCCGUUUACAUUGCCAGAGCAAUGUAAGGGCCUACACCCAGACUGAGGGUAUGUCUACACUACCCGCCGGAUCGGGGAGUAGUGAUCCAUCUAUCGGGGAUCGAUUUAUCGCAUCUAGUGUAGACUAAAAUCGAUCCCUGAUCGCUCUGCCGUGGACUCUGGAA
Messenger RNA from Mauremys mutica (yellowpond turtle), 4307 nucleotides. RefSeq names its product neurotrophic receptor tyrosine kinase 1 (gene NTRK1). The transcript is spliced from 17 exons. NCBI's taxonomy places the organism in Eukaryota, Metazoa, Chordata, Testudines, Geoemydidae. Gene Ontology annotation, cellular component: signaling receptor complex; axon; plasma membrane. The record is from RefSeq and is a predicted model, not a curated record. Gene Ontology annotation, biological process: cellular response to nerve growth factor stimulus; multicellular organism development; protein phosphorylation. The coding region runs from base 23 to 2422 and encodes 799 amino acids. Gene Ontology annotation, molecular function: transmembrane receptor protein tyrosine kinase activity; neurotrophin receptor activity; neurotrophin binding.